GCUACAACAACAUUCACUUCUUCAAAUCCAUAUACUCAACUCCACUCUUCUCUCUCUCGAUCUCGAUCUCGAUCUUGUGUUGAUCGGAAUCGAAACCCUUGCCUUCUGAUCUUUCUCUCCUCCGAUCUCCAAUCUCCGAUCCCAAAAUGCCUGCUGUCUACGGUGCUCGCUUAACCACCUUCGAAGACGAUGAGAAGGAGAGUGAAUACGGUUACGUUCGCAAGGUAUCAGGACCCGUCGUGGUUGCAGAUGGCAUGAAUGGGGCUGCUAUGUAUGAACUGGUCCGUGUCGGUCAUGAUAAUCUGAUUGGUGAAAUUAUUCGUCUGGAAGGGGACUCUGCUACUAUCCAAGUUUAUGAGGAAACGGCUGGGUUAAUGGUUAACGAUCCAGUGUUGCGGACACACAAGCCUUUGUCUGUGGAGUUGGGGCCUGGAAUAUUGGGGAAUAUUUUUGAUGGAAUUCAGAGGCCUUUGAAAACUAUUGCUAAAAGGUCUGGUGAUGUCUAUAUUCCUCGUGGUGUCUCUGUUCCAGCACUUGACAAAGAUAUCCUUUGGGAAUUUCAGCCUAAGAAAAUUGGUGAAGGAGACCUAUUAACCGGUGGAGACUUAUAUGCUACUGUUUUUGAGAACAGUCUUAUGGAACACCGUGUUGCACUUCCUCCUGAUGCCAUGGGAAAGGUUACAUAUGUUGCACCAGCUGGCCAAUAUGCCUUGAAGGAUACUGUGUUGGAGCUUGAGUUUCAAGGUGUCAAAAAGAAGUUCACCAUGCUUCAGACUUGGCCUGUGCGUACCCCAAGGCCUGUUGCAUCAAAGCUUGCCGCCGAUACUCCUCUUCUUACUGGUCAGCGUGUUCUUGAUGCCCUUUUUCCCUCAGUUCUUGGGGGUACUUGUGCCAUACCUGGAGCUUUUGGUUGUGGUAAAACAGUCAUUAGUCAGGCUCUUUCUAAGUACUCCAAUUCUGACACUGUUGUUUACGUUGGUUGUGGGGAACGUGGAAAUGAAAUGGCUGAGGUUCUGAUGGACUUUCCUCAACUUACAAUGACAUUACCUGAUGGUCGUGAAGAAUCUGUCAUGAAGCGUACAACUUUAGUGGCUAACACUUCAAACAUGCCCGUGGCUGCUCGUGAAGCUUCAAUUUAUACAGGAAUCACUUUAGCUGAGUAUUUUAGAGAUAUGGGUUACAAUGUCAGCAUGAUGGCAGAUUCAACGUCUAGAUGGGCAGAGGCAUUGCGUGAAAUUUCUGGACGGCUGGCUGAAAUGCCUGCAGAUAGUGGAUAUCCUGCCUACCUUGCUGCGCGUUUGGCCUCUUUCUAUGAACGUGCUGGGAAAGUAAAAUGUCUCGGAGGUCCUGAACGUACUGGUAGUGUAACAAUUGUUGGUGCUGUUUCUCCACCUGGUGGAGAUUUCUCAGAUCCUGUGACAUCUGCAACCCUCAGCAUCGUUCAGGUUUUCUGGGGCUUGGACAAAAAACUUGCUCAGAGGAAGCACUUUCCUUCUGUGAACUGGCUUAUUUCUUAUUCAAAGUACUCAACGGCACUCGAAUCCUUCUAUGAUCAAUUUGAUUCGGACUUUAUAAAUAUUAGGACAAAGGCUCGUGAAGUUCUGCAAAGAGAAGAUGACCUGAAUGAAAUUGUCCAGCUUGUGGGCAAGGAUGCUUUAGCUGAAGGAGAUAAGAUCACCUUAGAAACUGCAAAGCUUUUGAGAGAGGACUAUCUUGCUCAAAAUGCAUUUACACCAUAUGACAAAUUCUGCCCCUUCUACAAAUCUGUUUGGAUGAUGCGCAACAUUAUCCAUUUCUACAAUCUGGCAAAUCAGGCUGUAGAGAGGGGUGCUGGUACUGAUGGUCAGAAGAUAACUUACACCGUUAUCAAGCAUCGAUUGGGAGAUCUCUUCUAUCGUUUAGUAUCUCAGAAAUUUGAGGACCCAGCAGAAGGUGAAUCUGCAUUGGUUGCCAAAUUUCAGCAGUUACAUGAUGACCUGACAAAUGGUUUCCGCAACCUCGAGGAUGAAGCCCGAUAAUUGAAGACUGCAAGUUAGCUGGAGAGUAUUGUGUUAUUCCCAUUGUAAGAGGAGAUCUAGUAUCCCAUAGUGGCAACGUCUCGAGUGUUCUCUCAUCUGGCUGUUUGAUUCGUUCAUAGCGCAUUUCUUUCCUUUUCUUGGUGCUGGUUUGUCUUUCGAUUAGUUGCUUGUGUAGUAGCUAUAAUUAUGUGUCAAUCAUCCCCAUUAUUUUUUGUUGAGAAUAAGAGGCGAAAUAUGAUCUUUCAAUGUGUAUUAUGCGAAUAAUUUAUUUUAGAACGUUUUAGUGCCUAGGGCAUGUGAGGAAUCGGACUAUGAUCUUUCAAUAUGUAUUAUGGACUCGACCUUGUAUCAGUGGUUGUUUGGAAGAUCUUACAUGUCAAGUUUUAGCAGACAAUAAAAUUUAGUAGCCGGUAUUAUUUGAA
Molecule: messenger RNA, 2440 nt
Organism: Lotus japonicus
Lineage: Eukaryota; Viridiplantae; Streptophyta; Magnoliopsida; Fabales; Fabaceae
Product: V-type proton ATPase catalytic subunit A
Exons: 20
Coding region: 147-2018 (623 amino acids)
Biological process (GO): proton transmembrane transport; ATP metabolic process
Cellular component (GO): proton-transporting V-type ATPase, V1 domain; plant-type vacuole
Molecular function (GO): ATP binding; ATP hydrolysis activity; proton-transporting ATPase activity, rotational mechanism
Source: RefSeq, a predicted model, not a curated record